AUGUUCUGCUUUAUUGAGGUUUCUGAAUCAUUGAGUAUCUAUCUAUCUAUCUAUCUAUCUAUCUAUCUAUCUAUCUAUCUCAAUCAAGGACCACAAAGACAAGAGCUGCCACAAAGGAGUGAGAAGUACUUAGAGCAACAAAAGACAGAAAAAGAUAUUGCGCAUCUAUCUAUCUAUCUAUCUAUCUAUCUAUCUAUCUAUCUCUUAAUCGCACACUUUCUCUCUCCCCAUAUCUAUCUAUCUAUCUAUCUAUCUAUCUAUCUAUCUAUCUAUCUAUUGCCAUCAAGUUCCUUCUCUUUUAGAAAACCAUUACAACCUGUGUCAUUAUUAUACACUCCAUUUCCUUCUUUCUCAGAAAGCACUUGUAGCUUUGCCAUUAUUUGGCUCUCAUUUCCUUCUCUCACAGAAAACUCUUUCAGCCUGUUCCAUUAUUGUGCAUUCCAUUUCCUGCUCUCUCAUUUACGUUUUGCAGACAGUUCCAUUAUUGUGCUCUCCAUUUCCUUCAUUCACAGAAACCUUUGCAGCCUGUUCCAUUAUUGUGCAUUCCAUUUCCUGCUCUCUCAUUUACGUUUUGCAACCUGUUCCAUUAUAGUGCUCUCCGUUUCCUUCUCUCACAGAAACCUCUUGCAACCUGUUCCGUUAUUGUGCUCUCUGUUUACUUCUCUCACAGAAACCUCUUGCAACCUGUUCCAUUAUUGUGCUCUGCAUUUACUUCUCUCACAGAAACCUCUUGCAGCCUCUUCUAUUAUUGUGCUCUCCAUUACCUUCUCUCACAGAAACCUCUUGCAGGCUAAACCUCUUGUAACCUGUUCCAUUACUGUGCCCUCCGUUUACUUCUCUCACAGAAACCUCGUGCAACCUGUUCUUUAUUGUGCUCUCCAUUUAAUUCUCUCACAGAAACCUCUUACAGCCUUUGCCAUUAUUUCGCUCUCCAUUUCCUUCUCUAACAGAAAGCUCUUGCAACCUGUUCCAUUAUUGUGCUCUCCAUUUAUUUCUCUCACAGAAACCUCUUGCAACCUGUUUCAUUAUUGUGCUCUCCAUUUCCUUCACUCACAGAAACCUCUUGCAGCCUUUUCUAUUACUGUGCUCUCCAUUUAUUUCUCUCACAGAAACCUCAAGCAGCCUUUGCCAUUAUUUCGUUCUCCAUUUCCUACUCUAACAGAAAGCUGUUCCAUUUUUGUGGUCUCCAUUUCCUUCUCUCACAGAAACCUCUUGCAACCUAAAGCUCAUGCAACCUGUUCCAUUAUAGUGCUCUCCGUUUCCUUCUCUCACAGAAACCUCUUGCAACCUGUUCCGUUAUUGUGCUCUCUGUUUACUUCUCUUACAGAAACCUCUUGCAACCUGUUCCAUUAUUGUGCUCUGCAUUUACUUCUCUCACAGAAACCUCCUGCAGCCUCUUCUAUUAUUGUGCUCUCCAUUACCUUCUCUCACAGAAACCUCUUGCAGGCUGUUCAAUUAGUGUGCUCUCCAUUUCCUUCUCUCAAAGAAACCUCUUGUAACCUGUUCCAUUACUGUGCUCUCCGUUUCCUUCUCUCACAGAAACCUCGUGCAACCUGUUCUUUAUUGUGCUCUCCAUUUACUUCUCUCACAGAAUCCUCUUGCAGCAUGUUCUAUUACUGUGCUCUCCAUUUCCUUCUCUCACAGAAACCUCUUGUAACCUGUUCCAUUAUUGUGCUCUCCAUUUCCUUCUCUCACAGAAACCUCUUGCACCCUGUUCCAUUUUUGUGCUCUCCAUUUCCUUUUGUCAAAGAAAUAUCUUCCUUCUCACAGAAAUUGUGUUCUCCAUUUCCAUUUCUUCUCACAGAAACCACUUGCAGGCUGUUCUAUGAGUGUGUUCUCCAUUUCCUUCUCUCACAGAAACCUCUUGCAGCCUCUUCUAUUAUUGUGCUCUCCAUUUACAUCUCUCACAGAAACCUCUUGCAACCUGUUCCAUUAUUGUGCUCUCCAUUUCCUUCUCUCACAGAAACCUCUUGCAACCUGUUCGAUUAUUGUGCUCUCCAUUUACUUCUCUCACAGAAACCUCAAGCAGCCUCUUCUGUUAUUUUGCUCCCCAUUUCCUUCUCUCACAGAAACCUCUUGCAGGCAGUUCUAUUAGUGUGCUCUCCAUUUACUUCCCUCAGAGAAACCUCUUGCAACAUGUUUUAUUGUUGUGCUCUCCAUUUACUUCUCUCACAGAAACCUCUUAGAGCCUUUGCCAUUAUUGUGCUCUCCAUUUCCUUCUCUCACAGAAUCCUCUUCCAGCAUGUUCUAUUACUGUGUUCUCCAUUUACUUCUCUCACAGAAACAUUUGCAACCUGUUCCAUUAUUGUGCUCUCGAUUUCCUUCUCUCACAGAAACCUCAAGCAGCCUGUUCCAUUAUUGUGCUCUCCAUUUCCUUCUCUCACAGAAACCUCUUGCAACCUGUUCCAUUAUUGUGCUCGGCAUUUACUUCUCUCACAGAAACCUAUUGCACCCUGUUCCAUUUUUGUGGUCUCCAUUUCCUUCUCUCAAAGAAACCUCUUGCAACCUCUUCCAUUAUUAAACCUCUUGCAGCCUGUUCUAUUACUGUGCUCUCCAUUUACUUCUCUCACAGAAACUUCUUGCAACCUGUUCCAUUAUAGUGCUCUCCAUUUCGUUCUCUCACAGAAACCUCUUGCAGCCUGUCCUAUUAUUGUGCUCUCCAUUUACUUCUCUCACAGAAACCUCUUGCAACCUGUUCCAUUAUUAUGCUUUCCAUUUCCUUCUCUCACAGAAACCUCUUGCAGUCUGUUUUAUUAUUGUGCUCUCCAUUUCCGUCUGUCACAGAAACCUCUUGCAACCUGUUCCGUUAUUGUGCUCUCUGUCUACUUCUCUCACAGAAACCUCUUGCAACCUGUUCCAUUAUUGUGCUCUCCAUUACCUUCUCUCACAGAAACCUCAUGCAGCCUCUUUUAUUAUUGUACUCUCCAUUUCCUUAUCUCACAGAAACCUCUUGCAGGCUGUUCUAUGAGUGUGUUCUCCAUUUCCUUCUCUCACAGAAACCUCUUGCAGCCUCUUAUAUUAUUGUGCUCACCAUUUACUUCUCUCACAGAAACCUCUUGCAACCUGUUCCAUUAUUGUGCUCUCCAUUUUCUUCUCUCACAGAAACCUCAAGCACCCUCUUCUGUUAUUGUGCUCUCCAUUUCCUUCUCUCACAGAAAUCUCUUGCAGGCAGUUCUAUUAGUGUGCUCUCCAUUUACUUCUCUCAGAGAAACCUCUUGCAGCAUGUUCUAUUAUUGUGCUCUCCAUUUACUUCUCUCACAGAAACCUCUUGCGCCCUGUUCCUUUAUUGUGCUCUCCAUUUCCUUCUCUCAAAAAAACCUCUUGCACCCUGUUCCAUUAUUGUGCACUCCACUUCCUUCUGUCAAAGAAACCUCUUGUAACCUGUUCCAUUAUUGUGCUCUCCAUUUACUUCUCUCACAGAAACCUCUUACAGCCUUUGCCAUUAUUUCGUUCUCCAUUUCCUACUCUAACAGAAAGCUCAUGCAACCUGUUCCAUUUUUGUGGUCUCCAUUUCCUUCUCUCACAGAAACCUCUUGCAGCCUGUUCUAUUACUGUGCUCUCCAUUUACUUCUCUCACAGAAACCUCUUGCAACCUGUUCCAUUAUAGUGCUCUCCAUUUCCUUCUCUCACAGAAAACUCUUGCAGCCUGUUCUAUUAUUGUGCUCUCCAUUUACUUCUCUCAUAGAAACCUCUUGCAACCUGUUCCAUUAUUGUGCUCUCCAUUUCCUUCUCUCACAGAAACCUCUUGCAGUCUGUUUUAUUAUUGUGCUCUCCAUUUCCGUCUGUCACAGAAACCUCUUUCAAUCUGUUCCGUUAUUGUGCUCUCCUUUUCCUUCUCUCAGAGAAACCUCUUGCAGCCUCUUUUAUUAUUGUACUCUCCAUUUCCUUAUCUCACAGAAACCUCUUGCAGGCUCCUCUUAUAUUAUUGUGCUCUCCAUUUACUUCUCUCACAGAAACCUCUUGCAGGCUGUUCUAUUAGUGUGCUCUCCAUUUACUUCUCUCAGAGAAACCUCUUGCAACCUGUUCCAUUAUUGUGCUCUCCAUUUACUUCUCUCACAGAAACCUCUUACAGCCUUUGCCAUUAUUUCAAACCUCUUGCAGCCUGUUCUAUUACUGUGCUCUCCAUUUACUUCUCUCACAGAAACCUCUUGCAACCUGUUCCAUUAUAGUGCUCUCCAUUUCCUUCUCUCACAGAAAACUCUUGCAGCCUGUUCUAUUAUUGUGCUCUCCAUUUACUUCUCUCAUAGAAACCUCUUGCAACCUGUUCCAUUAUUGUGCUCUCCAUUUCCUUCUCUCACAGAAACCUCUUGCAGUCUGUUUUAUUAUUGUGCUCUCUAUUGCCAUCUGUCACAGAAACCUCUUGCAACCUGUUCCAUUAUAGUGCUCUUCGUUUCCUUCUCUCACAGAAACCUCUUGCAACCUGUUCCGUUAUUGUGCUCUCUGUUUACUUAUCUCACAGAAACCUCUUGCAACCUGUUCCAUUAUUGUGCUCUGCAUUUACUUCUCUCAAAGAAACCUCUUGCAGCCUCUUCUAUUAUUGUGCUCUCCAUUACCUUCUCUCACAGAAACCUCUUGCAGGCUGUUCAAUUAGUGUGCUCUCCAUUUCCUUCUCUCAAAGAAACCUCUUGUAACCUGUUCCAUUAUUGUGCUCUCCGUUUCCCUCUCUCACAGAAACCUGUUGCAAAACCUCUUGCAACCUGUUCCAUUAUUGUGCGCUGCAUUUAUUUCUCACAGAAACCUCUUGCAGCCUGUUCUAUUAUUGUGCUCUCCAUUUAUUUACUCACAGAAUCUUCUUACAGCCUUUGCCAUUAUUGUGUUCUCCAUUUACUUCUCUCACAGAAACCUCUUGCAAAACCUCUUGCAGCCUGUUCCAUUAUUGUGCUCUCCAGUUACUUCUCUCACAGAAACCUCUUGCAACCUGUUCCAUUAUUGUGCUCUCCAUUACUUUCUCUCACAGAAACCUAUUGCAACCUCUUCCAUUAUUGUGCUCUCCAUUUACUUCUCUCACAGAAACCUCUUGUAGCCUGUUUUAUUAUUGUGCUCACCAUUUACCUCUCUCACAGAAACCUCUUGCGAGCUGUUCCAUUAUUGUGCUCCCCAUUUCCUUCUCUCACAGAAACCUCUUUCAGCAUACACCUCUUGCAGCUUUGCCAUGAUUUUGCUCUCCAUUUCCUUCUGUUAGAGAAACCUCUUGCCACCUUUUCCAUUAUUGUGCACUCCAUUUCCUUCUCUCACAGAAACUUCUUGCAUCCUGUUCCAUUAUUUUUCGCUCCAUUUCCUUUUCACAUAGAUAACUUUUGCAACCUGUUCCAUUAUUGUGCUCUCCAUUUACGUCUCUCGCAGAAACUUCUUGCAGUCUGUUUUAUUAUUGUGCUUUCCGUUUACUUCUCUCACAGAAACAUCUUGCAACCUGUUCCAUUAUCGUGCUCUCUAUUUCUUUCUCCCUCAAACACAUGUUACAUCCUUUGCCAUGAUUUUGCUCUCCAUAUCCUUCUCUCAUAG
Messenger RNA from Acanthosepion pharaonis, 5502 nucleotides. The record is from the annotation of a GenBank genome assembly. NCBI's taxonomy places the organism in Eukaryota, Metazoa, Mollusca, Cephalopoda, Sepiida, Sepiidae.